Molecule: messenger RNA, 3377 nt
Organism: Protopterus annectens (West African lungfish)
Lineage: Eukaryota; Metazoa; Chordata; Ceratodontiformes; Protopteridae
Product: acid-sensing ion channel 2-like
Exons: 10
Coding region: 900-2579 (559 amino acids)
Biological process (GO): sodium ion transmembrane transport
Cellular component (GO): membrane
Molecular function (GO): ligand-gated sodium channel activity
Source: RefSeq, a predicted model, not a curated record
AUGUUUUUUCAGUUGGAGUGUUUUUCUAUUUUUUUACAUUUGCAAAAAGGGUGACUAUUUAUCCACGGUCCCUUUACUGGUGGAAGCUCUGUGAGUACAGUUGGUAGUAGUUUGGUCUCGCAUUGCUAUGAAUUAAUGAUAAAACUAACAAUGACUGAUGGGGCCAACGAUCACUGCACUCAUGCACUACAGUUUUUUUUUUUUUUUUUUUAAAUGACCGGAUGACAAAGUAGACUUUACAGCAGCUUAAGAACUUAAGAAGGAUACAAAAAGGAAUGGGCUUCUUUUGGUAGUAGAGAACACUGCAGAACUGCAGGAUGCAAAGGGAGUCAGCUGUAGGCAUGGAAACGGAAGAAGCUUGCUUCCAAUCUACACUGCCGUCGGAACAGAGACAGAGAAUGCCCUGCAAAGCUCCAUUCCGAACUCUGGGUAAGUAAAAUGACUGAGAAGUGAGGAAAAUGACAUGACAAGGAAAAAAAAAGAAAGCCUCAGACUGUCACUGCUUCUGCAGAAAGAGGAUUAUGGCAGCAAAAGGGCAGCACUUGUACUUAUUUACUUUCUAAAUCCACCCUUGUAGCUCUGUUAAUAUCAGCAGCGUCGCUGGAUUGCUGCUGCAGAAUAAGUGCCUCUGAUUAUUAAUGCAAGUAUAAUCUAAAGGCAUCUUCAAGUUACUGAAUAAACCUGAAUAUUUUACAGGAAAAACUUAUUUGUGAAGGGUUACCACAGCAUGAAGAGUUGGGCAUGCUGAAUCUUUCCUUUUCAUUUCAGUGCAGAAGAUGUGCUUUAGAGUCACUGGCGGUUUGCACCAUACUAAGAUAUGUAAUGAAAGUUUCCUCCACUGGGAGAGGCUGAACAAUUCAGAUUAUUAUUAUCUACCUUGUUGGACUCCAGUUGACUGAAUGAGGGGCUGCAAACUUCUGUUUGAGUAUCAAGAUGUUGCAUCUGCUAUUGUAGUGGUACACUGGGGAAUCAUGGCAAUGGAAGAGACGCGUGAGUCAAGAUCCCCCAGUAAAAGCCCAGAAAGUGUCAAGAAAAAGAAGCUGAGGAAACAUGUGCAUGUGAAGGAAAUAACGCAAGCAUUUGUCACACAUCUCAGACUCCAUGGUGUUAGGUAUAUUUAUUCUCAGAAUUACUCUUUUCAGCACAGAGCAUUCUGGUUUCUGGCCUUUUGUACAUCUUUGGGACUUUUAGUGUCCUGGUCAUCUAACCGCUUCCUUUUCCUGCUUUCUUUUCCUUCACACACAAAAAUUCAUAUGGAAUGGACUAAGGAAUUGCCUUUCCCCACUAUCACAUUGUGUAACAACAACCCAAUACGUUUUUACAAACUGACUAAAACUGAUUUGUACUAUGCAGGCAAUUGGCUUGGACUUCUCUUGGCUAACAGGACAGCCCGACCUUUAGUGAUUGAACUUCUGAAAGAUGACAAACAAAACUGGUUUCAGAAACUUUCCGAUUUUAGACUAUUUCUACCCCCAAGGAAUUUCGAAGGUGUAAGUGUAGAGUUCAUGGAUCGUCUGGGGCACCAGUGGGAGGAAAUGCUUCUCUCUUGUAAAUACAGGGGAGAGUUGUGUGGGCCGCAGAACUUUUCCUCUGUGUUUACAAGAUAUGGCAAGUGCUACACCUUUAAUUCAGGACAAGACAGUAGACCACUGCUUACAACAGUCAAAGGUGGAACAGGCAAUGGACUGGAAAUCAUGCUAGACAUACAGCAGGAUGAAUACCUUCCGAUAUGGGGAGAAACAGAGGAAACAACUUUUGAAGCAGGAGUUAAAGUCCAGAUUCACAGUCAGCAUGAACCUCCAUUUGUCCAUGAGCUUGGAUUCGGAGUAGCUCCUGGAUUUCAGACGUUUGUUUCCACUCAAGAACAGAGGCUAACGUACCUUCCUCCUCCCUGGGGAGACUGCCAAUCUUCUCCCCUGGACUCGGACUUCUUCCCCGUUUACAGCAUUACUGCAUGCAGGAUAGACUGUGAAACUAAAUACAUCGUAGAAAACUGCAACUGCCGUAUGGUUUACAUGCCAGGUGAUGCACCGUACUGCACCCCUGAGCAAUACAAAGAGUGUGCCGAGCCUGCCUUAGGAGUGCUAGCAGAAAAGGAUUCUGACAACUGCCUGUGUAGGACACCCUGCAAUUUAACAAGAUACAAUAAAGAGCUGUCCAUGGUUAAAAUCCCCAGCAAGACUUCUGCUAAGUAUUUGGAGAAGAAAUACAAUAAGUCAGAAAAGUAUAUCUCAGAUAACAUUCUUAUUUUGGACAUAUUUUUUGAAGCUCUAAAUUAUGAAACAAUUGAGCAGAAGAAAGCUUAUGAGGUGGCAGGCUUACUCGGUGAUAUAGGAGGCCAGAUGGGGUUAUUCAUUGGUGCUAGCAUACUUACAAUACUAGAAUUAUUUGACUACAUUUAUGAGGUGCUUAAGGACAGAUUACUGGACCUUCUUGGCAAGGAAGAAGAAGAAGGUAGCCAUGAGGAAAAUGUGAGCACCUGCGACACCAUGCCAAAUCACUCUGAAACCACCAUUAGCCACACUGUGAGUGUCCCUCUGCAGACCACAAUUGGAACUGUGGAAGAAAUAUCGUGUUGACUUCAUAUAUUCUACAAGUCUGAUACUGCCAAGCCCAACCAGACAGCAACACUGCAGCGGAUGACAGCCAACGCCAAGCUCAGGACUGCAUCAGAGAUGAACACAAUGUAAUGCUAUGCAUCAGGAUGUGCCAUAACCUAGAUUCACCCUCUAACAUGACGGUGUCAUUGCUCCUUGUGGUGUCUUUUGUACAUCAGUAAAGGAUGAUACUCCCUGGACUGUACAGACAUCACUGUUAUAUAUGUAUAUGCUGCCAAGUGUAAAAACUAUCACAUUGCAUGACUUUCUAAGGCAAUAGACAUCCUUUCAAGGUUCUCACUUUCUGAUGUCCAGUUGGGUUUUCAUUUUUAAAACAAACUGCAGCAGAAUGGCCUUCCACUACUCUGCCUUUCCGACACCAAUUUUUCUGUCUAUAUUUGCUGUAUUAAGUGGCUCACAGAAAAGAAAAUGCAAAAAAUAGAAAUAAACCAUUUGACUGAUAGAUCCCUGUAUUAGUGUUUGGCUUGUGAAGUUUGUGAUGAUUCUAAUAAAAACCAUAAGCCCUCUACAUAAUUUUUCCACUGUAUUAUGGUCUAAGGCAAAGCUCUGAGUACAUAUCUCUUCAUCAAGGACUUGGAAGGAAAAGGCAGAUAUUUGACAGACUGUGAUGAAAAUCGUUACUCUAUACCUGUCAUGCUCCAUGUUAAUGAACUUGUAGCACAGCCUGUCUAGUCUGUUAAAAUUUCUUUUUACAAUAUUGGUUUUAAUAUGUGCUUCUUACCAUUAGCAUAACUGACAUAAACGUUUAUCUUGUUCUGA